AUGCCUCUCCUCCCAAGAGUCAACUCGGCCGCGGCCAACAGGUCCCAGACCAAGAAGCAAAAGUUCAAGACGUUUAUGCGACAAUGGUUUCUUGUCAACUGGCGCGAUUUACUCACCAUGGCCGUAGUUGGAGCCGUUGCUUUUGGUAUCUAUCAUUCUCCGGUAAUCAUCACUCGAACAUUUCCCGUUACCUUUAAUGCGACCUCGGGAGAUAUUGUCUACCCGCAAUGGGCCUACCCUGAUCGCGGUUGGAUUCUACCCUCGUGGCUAUCAGGUCUGAUAUCCAUCGCUAUACCUAUCAUCACCUAUAUCCUCGCCCAAUUCCGGAUCAAGUCGGCAUGGGAUGCGAGCAAUGCCAUCAUUGGAACGAACUGUGCGAGUGCCCCUGCUAUCAACUCCGAGUCUACGCUUCGAAGUGGCGCUGAGGAGAUAGAGAGCCUGGAUGCGAACACUAGAAGGAAGCGAACCAGACCGGUUGGAGAUGAGGCUGUUUAA
Fusarium verticillioides 7600 is the source of this 495-nucleotide messenger RNA. RefSeq lists its product as hypothetical. The record is from RefSeq and is a predicted model, not a curated record. Bases 1 to 495 code for a protein of 164 amino acids. Lineage: Eukaryota; Fungi; Ascomycota; Sordariomycetes; Hypocreales; Nectriaceae. The transcript has 3 exons.